CGAUUCAGCUGAGUCCCAACCACUAUAACUCAAGAAGGGCUGGUCACUUUUUAGUGUUCUUGGUACCGUUGAAUAGGGAAUUAAAUUUGCUACAAAAUACCAAAAAAAUCAAAAUUUUGGAUUGGUUGACGGAAAAGUUAUGGUCAAAAAAGAAGAGGGGAUUUUUGGACUCCCGGUUCAGCCAAGUUCAUGGUACCGUUGGAUAGAAAAUUCUCGAUCUCGAUAACCGAGAUUUUCGAUCGAGAUCUUGUUUCGAUCCGACCUCUAACCCUUCAACGUUCAUUUCAUAAUUUGGCUAAAUUGACAGCCCGUCCAUGGUGGACAAUUGAACAGACUGAAUGUUCUAGACAAUUGAGACAAUUAGAAAGGCAUUGGACGACUGUUAAGGAAGAAGCCCAACAAAUGUGGCAUAAUCACCAACAUUUAUUUGAAAAAGAUAAUUAUUCAAAUAAUUUAAUAAAUGAAGAAAAUGAUGGUCAUUGGUUAUUAACAAUUAAAGACAAAGGCAAUUCAAUUAGCGAAGAAAUAUGUGCAGAUAAUUUAAUGCCAUUAACGUGCCAAAUGUUGAGGGAAAGUUUUAGUGAUGCAGUUUGUGCGAGGGAUAAUGUUCGUCUAUCUGUACUUAAAUCAGGCACUUCCACUUGGCCCCAUUGCGGUCCAACAAAUUAUAUUUUAGAAGCCCAUCUUGGACUUGUUACACACUCUGACGCUCGUCUACGUGUAGGAAAUGAGACUAGGUGCAUUUAA
Molecule: messenger RNA, 747 nt
Organism: Meloidogyne enterolobii
Lineage: Eukaryota; Metazoa; Nematoda; Chromadorea; Rhabditida; Meloidogynidae
Source: the annotation of a GenBank genome assembly